Messenger RNA from Culicoides brevitarsis, 543 nucleotides. It is a transcript of the gene mRpL54, whose product is annotated as large ribosomal subunit protein mL54. NCBI's taxonomy places the organism in Eukaryota, Metazoa, Arthropoda, Insecta, Diptera, Ceratopogonidae. The coding region runs from base 75 to 473 and encodes 132 amino acids. Gene Ontology annotation, cellular component: mitochondrial large ribosomal subunit. The transcript has 3 exons. Gene Ontology annotation, molecular function: structural constituent of ribosome. The record is from RefSeq and is a predicted model, not a curated record.
CUCAAAACAAAACUUUUGAUGUGAAACUCAUCAAAAAAUUAAGAAAAAAAUUAAAAUUCACAAAGAAAUUGAAAAUGUCUCUAAUAAAUCGCUGUCUCACAGUCUCCAUAAACAAAUCCCAGUUCUCUUGGAAUAUUUUUAGGUCUUAUGCAAAACCUCCAGCAGCAGGUGCAAAAGGAGGUGCCGCUAAAAAAUUAGGUAAAUUAGGACCAAUUGUCGAGAAAAAAGUACUUCCAGUCGAAGAAGACACCAAUAAAUUAGUUAAUUAUGUGUGCGGAAGUAAUAUUAUGACAAAAGGAGAGGAUAUUAAGAUAAAACCUGAUUCUGAGUACCCGGAUUGGCUCUGGAAGCUGCACACAGGACCACCAAAGCCCAUUAGUGAGUUAGAUCCGAACACGAAGGAGUACUGGAGACGCGUGCGAAGGGCAGCUCUUACGAGAAACAAUACUUUAGCGGCCCAGAAACGAUUUUAGUUAAUUUCAGUUGGAUUUUUUGUUCAAAUAAAGUACAGUAGAUUAUUAAAAUUUAACAUUUUUCGUCUUU